Molecule: messenger RNA, 2062 nt
Organism: Cryptococcus deneoformans JEC21
Lineage: Eukaryota; Fungi; Basidiomycota; Tremellomycetes; Tremellales; Cryptococcaceae
Product: phosphate transporter, putative
Exons: 10
Coding region: 280-1947 (555 amino acids)
Biological process (GO): transmembrane transport; phosphate ion transport
Cellular component (GO): membrane
Molecular function (GO): phosphate transmembrane transporter activity
Source: RefSeq, a predicted model, not a curated record
UUUUGGUUCGCCAGACCACACGUUCAUAUCUAAAUUAGAUUCAUCUUUCCCACCCAUUCUACCGGUUAUUUGGAAUGAUAUGACCGGCACAAGAUAAAUCUACUCCCUCAGUCCCAAGACGAACGUUAGACGACUAUGCUCAGCGAACAUUCCGUGUUCCUAUGCUUGGAGCACGAAAAGUACUUAACCAGCUGUUAAUAUAAUGAAGAAAAAGAGUCCUCCAUAUCCCUCUAAUCUCAAAAGCUCUCUCCACGAAGAACCAACUGGUCCACAUAAACUAUGUCGAGCCAGUUCGAGGUUGAAAAAGCUCACGCCAACGUCCCAAUGUCUGCCGGUGAAAGACGACGUGCUGCUCUUGCGGAAAUUGAUGAAGCCAGUUUCUCCUGGUUUCACGCUAAAGCCUGUAUAGUUGCUGGCGUCGGAUUUUUCACAGACGCUUAUGAUAUAUUUUCCAUUUCUAUCGCCGCCACCAUGAUUGGUUACGUUUACCAUAACGGUGGUUCCAACACCAGUAAUCAGGAUUUGGGUAUCAAAGUUGCCCAUUCUAUUGGCACUUUCUUCGGUCAGCUCCUCUUUGGUUAUCUCGCCGAUCACAUUGGUAGGAAAAGGAUGUACGGUGUUGAAUUGAUCAUUAUCAUCAUUGGUACUCUCGGUCAGGCGGUCGCCGGCCAUGCUCCAGGCGUUAAUAUUUAUGGUGUUUUGAUUAUGUGGCGUUUUAUCAUGGGUAUUGGGAUUGGAGGUGACUAUCCGGUUUCUUCUGUCAUCACCUCCGAAUUCGCAGCCCGUAAGAUUCGAGGAAGGAUGAUGGCUGCUGUUUUCUCAGCUCAAGGUUGGGGAAACUUCACUUGCGCUAUUGUCGCAGUGAUUGUCGUCGCUGCUUAUAAGGACUCUAUCCAUUCUCAGCCUCUUGAUGACUUGAAAUCCGUCGACCAAGCGUGGCGUCUCAUCAUAGGUAUCGGGUGUGUUCCCGCCGUUAUAGCUCUCUACUUCCGAUUGACUAUUCCCGAAACUCCUCGCUACACAAUGGAUGUUGAGCGAAACAUCAAACAGGCUUCUCAAGACGUCGAUGCGUACAUCACUACCGGUCAAUACAUUGCAGACCCAGUACAAAUCAAUGAUCGCGCCGAGGUCCCUAAGGCUUCAUGGUCUGAUUUCGCUCGUCAUUUCGGGCAGUGGCAGAACGGCAAAGUUUUACUUGGCACUUCUUGGUCAUGGUUCGCCUUGGACAUAGCGUUUUAUGGUCUAGGACUAAACUCAUCAACUAUUUUGUCAACCAUCGGCUUCGGUUCUUCUACCGACCUUCCAACCAAACAAGAAAACAUCUAUCAAACAUUAUACAACGUUGCUGUCGGUAAUAUUAUUUUGGCUGUUGGAGGACUAAUUCCUGGAUACUAUUUCUCCAUGGCAUUUAUCGAUUCAUGGGGUCGAAAACCUAUCCAACUGAUGGGGUUUGUACUCCUUACGAUCAUUUUUGUCUGUAUGGGCUUCGGUUACGAUAAAAUGCUUUCUACCGACCCCGGCAAAAAGGCCUUUGUCUUCCUCUAUUGCAUGGCAAACUUUUUCCAAAAUUUUGGGCCCAACACUACGACCUUUAUAGUCCCCGGAGAAGUCUUCCCUACUCGUUACCGAUCAACUGCCCAUGGUAUCUCCGCCGCAUCAGGCAAGCUGGGCGCCAUCGUUGCCCAGGUCGGAUUUUCCAGGCUUAUCAAUAUUGGUGGCACAAACCAGUUCCUCAAGCACAUCUUGGAAAUCUUCGCUUUCUUCAUGCUUACCGGUGUUUUCAGCACAUUACUUCUUCCCGAGACUAAGAACCGAAGCCUAGAGGACUUGUCACAGGAAGACCAAGAAAGUUUUGUUAGGAACUCUGGUACGGCCACUGCUGUCCCUAUGGUACAGAAGACUGGCACUUCAUCAGACGAUGAGAGGGUUCUUGCUGAGGCUCUGUAGAUGCUAGAGACAAGGUACAUCACAGUAUAUUGGAUGAUCUUGAUGAUGUUAUAAUAACAUGUAUUGGUAUAACAUGGGAAGUGCAAAUCCAAAUCCAUUGUAAUGCCUGAAAUGA